AUGAGCAACGGCGCCUAUGGAAACGAUGGAGGCGCGGUCGGCCGGGAGAGCAUCAACACGGAAAUCGUCACGCUUUCCAGGUAUCUGUCUGAAGAGCAGACGAAGCACAAGGAGGCAACGGGAGACUUCACGUACGUUGGGACUUACAGAAUGGGUCUGCUUGCUUGAGGAGGGUAUCCGCUGACCAUCUCUCGCUCUGUGUAGUCUGCUCUGCCAUGCUCUCCAAUUCUCCUUCAAGUCGAUAGCGUAUUACAUCCGCCGCGCCUCGCUGAUCAACCUGUCUGGACUCGCUGGCUCUUCGAACACUACGGGAGAUGACCAGAAGAAGCUUGAUGUGAUUGGAAACGACAUCUUCAUCGCCGCCAUGCGAUCGAGUGGACGUGUCCGCGUGCUUGUGUCGGAGGAGAAUGAGGAGGCAAUCGUUUUCGAUGGAAACCCCAACGCUCGAUACGCUGUUGCUUGCGACCCGAUUGAUGGAAGCAGCAACUUGGAUGCCGGUGUCUCUGUCGGUACCAUCUUUGGUAUCUAUCGACUCGAGGAAGGCGCCAAAGGCACGAAGGAGGACCUCCUCCGCCCGGGCACAGAUCUCGUGGCUGCUGGUUUCACCAUGUACGGUGCUUCGGCCCAGCUCGUCUUGACCAUGAAGGGCGGCCCGGUCAAUGGCUUCACCAUGGACAACGCACUCGGCGAGUUCAUCCUCACGCACCCGAACAUGGACAUGCCGAAGAAGCGCGCGAUCUACAGCUGCAACGAGGGCAACAGCAAGUACUGGGAGGAGCCCGUGAAGGAGUGGUGUGAAAGCCUGAAACAGGCAGAAAAGCCGUACUCGGCGCGGUACAUUGGUUCCAUGGUGGCUGACGCGUAUCGGACGCUGUUGUACGGCGGCAUUUUCGCGUAUCCCGCGGACAAGAAAUCGCCCAAGGGCAAGCUGCGAAUUCUCUACGAGUGUGGACCAAUGGCUAUGGUGUUCGAGAAUGGUAAGUCCAGAUGGCAUACUUGUGUCUUGAUACCACCAAAGAGUGCGUCGAUGGCUAACACGAGUUGCAGCUGGCGGUCAAGCAGUGGAUAGCAAGAUGAGGCGUAUGGUGACGGUGGUCCCGGAGCACAUCCACGACCGAAGCGGUAUCUUCUUGGGCAGUUACGACGAGGUGCAGAAGGUGAUUGACAUCCACAAGAAGCACGGAAUCACGGCAUGA
Messenger RNA from Lecanosticta acicola, 1196 nucleotides. Lineage: Eukaryota; Fungi; Ascomycota; Dothideomycetes; Mycosphaerellales; Mycosphaerellaceae. The record is from the annotation of a GenBank genome assembly.